Messenger RNA from Pseudomyrmex gracilis, 606 nucleotides. RefSeq names its product putative ATP synthase subunit f, mitochondrial (gene ATPsynF). Gene Ontology annotation, biological process: proton motive force-driven mitochondrial ATP synthesis. The record is from RefSeq and is a predicted model, not a curated record. NCBI's taxonomy places the organism in Eukaryota, Metazoa, Arthropoda, Insecta, Hymenoptera, Formicidae. The coding region runs from base 97 to 444 and encodes 115 amino acids. The transcript is spliced from 4 exons. Gene Ontology annotation, molecular function: proton-transporting ATP synthase activity, rotational mechanism.
AGUUUGUUGGCACCAUUGGCACUAAGCUGCCAAUGCGUGCGCGUUUCUCAUAACGCAUUGACAAGGUUGUUUUCUAAAAAAUUCUGAUAUUUUGCCAUGGCGAGCGAACCGGUGAAGGAAUGGAAGAUCGGUGGUUAUCCUCCGCAAUACGAUCCUGUGAAACACGGGCCCUACGAUCCCGCGCGUUAUUACGGAAAAGCUGAUACUCCAUUCCUGGAUCUGAAACUCAAUGAGAUUCCUUCUUGGAUUUCGAGACGUGAAAAAACUCCUUCGUCUAUUGCCGGACUGUUUUCACGAGCAUUUUGGCGUUGGCAACACAAGUAUGCGCAGCCUAGAAAAGGUGGUGUGGCUCCAUUUUUCCAAGCGACAGUGGGCUGCAUAAUUUUCUUCUAUGUCAUCAAUUAUAAGAAAUUAAAGCAUCACAAGAAUUAUAAAUAUCACUAAUUGAAUUCUACUGUAGAGAUAUUCUAAAUGUUACAUACAUUAUAUAUAUACACGCUGCAGCAAAGAAUUUCAUGUAUCAAUUUGUGAAACAUUAAAAGUGUCAGAGUGUUUAAAUAAACAUUCUUAGUAUGUACAAGAAAAUAUACGAUUUGUUGUAUUGGC